ACGUAUAAAGCUAGCUAUAUUUUUGUAGAGAUUUAAGGUGUUUACAUUGAUCAAACUCUUUUAGGAUCGUUUUAUCAGUAGUCUAUAUUCACAUAGUUAUAUUUUCGUACUAAUGUGCAUUGGUAUUUUCAAAAUAUCGCGAAUAUUUAAACUGUGUAUUUUUAUGCAACAACAGUUGUGUCCGACGUUCCAAUCUUGUGAUUCGAGUCAUUCUUGCUAGUUGUCCUGGCCAGACCGCAAUCGAUGGACACGUAGUGCUUCUGUAACCGGCAGAAUCUGCGUUCGUAAGACGUUGCUUGGCAUAAAUUUAUUUUGUUUUCUUCCUCCGACGUGGAAAGGAUUUCCAGACAUUUCUCACGAUGACUUCCUUCUGCCGGGCUGUGGCUCUCGUGGUGCUACGUGGACUCUUAAUUUGUGCGGUAGUGGGAUUAGGGAGCAGCUAUCCGAAUGAUCAGGCGAAUGCAGCUUCAGACGGCGCGAUUGUUUCCGCAAGUACAGACCCCUGCCUCAGCGUGGUUCCGCAGUGCAUGAGCGAGGCGGACCGCUUCAGCCUGGAGGCGCUGCGGCACAUUCACAAACAGCUGGACGACGACAACGACGGGGGCAUCGAGGUGAACGAGAGCGUGGAGUUCAUCAUAGAGGAUAUGAAACAGCAGCAAACCAACAAGCACAACAACCUCCACAGAGAGGACCAGCACAUCACUGUGGAGGAGCUGUGGAAAGGCUGGAAGACUUCUGAAGUGCAUAACUGGACGAUGGAGGACACAGUGCGGUGGCUGAAGGAGUCUGUGGAACUGCCACAGUAUGAGAGGAACUUCAGAGACUUCAGAGUCAACGGGAACACUCUACCUCGAAUAGCUGCCAAUGAGCCUUCCUUCAUGACGCUGCAUUUAAAGAUCCUGGAUCAGCGGCACAAGCAGAAGCUCAACCUAAAAGCACUGGACGCGGUGCUGUUUGGCCCUCCACUGCGUCCCCACCACAACUGGAUGAAAGACUUCAUACUGAUGAUCUCCAUCAUCAUCGGCGUGGGCGGCUGCUGGUUUGCCUACAUCCAGAACAAGUCGUCCAAGGUGCACGUCUCGCGGAUGAUGAAGGACCUGGAGAGUCUGCAGAAAGCCGAGCAAAGCCUGCUGGAGCUGCAGAGCCAGCUGGAGAAGGCCCAGGAGGAAAAGCGCACGGUUGCCGUGGAGAAGCAGAACCUGGAACAGAAGAUGAGGGACGAGAUCAGCGGGGCAAAGAAGGAGGCGCACAGGCUGCGGGAGUUACGGCAAGGAGCCGAGUGUGAGCUGAGCCGGCUCAAAUACGCCGAGGAGGAGCUGGUGCAGGUGCGGAUGGCCCUGAAGAGAGCGGAGAAGGAGAUGCAGUCGGACUGGUCGGUCCCGGAGGCCCUGCAGAUGUGGCUCCAGCUCACACACGAGGUGGAGGUUCAAUACUACAACAUCAAGAAGCAGAGUGCCGAGCUGCAGCUCACUGUGGCCAAGGACGAGGCAGAAAAAAUCAAAAAGAAGAGGAGUUCAGUCUUCGGGACCCUGCAUGUCGCCCACAGCUCCUCCCUGGAUGAGGUGGACCACAAGAUUCUGGAGGCUAAGAAGGCCCUGUCUGAGGUGACGGCCUGCCUGAGGGAACGCCUCCACAGAUGGCAGCAGAUUGAGAAGCUGUGUGGCUUCCCCGUGGUGCAGAACUCAGGCCUGCCGAGCCUGACCGCCACCCUCUACUCCGAACACAGCUGGGUGGUCAUGCCCAGAGUCUCUGUGCCCCCGUACCCCAUCGCCGGGGGAGUGGACGACCUUGACGAGGACACGCCUCCUAUCAUUCCACAGUUCACCACUCCGAUAAUGAGGGCGCCCCUGUCGCGCAGCAGCAGUCUGUGUCGCUCUCGGCGCAGUCUCCUGGGCUCCCAGCCCCCCGGCCUGCUCUCUCCUGACCCCGACAUCCUCUCUAUGGCCAGCACCCCCCUGUCCCACCACCCUGAGGAAGAGGAGGACCAGAUCUUCUUCAGCAUUGAAAAGAGGGGGGACACUCAGGACACCUGUUCAGACUGCGAAUCCCUCAGCUCGUCCUCGGGACGGAAGGCGGGAGGUCAGGAGACCCCCUCCCGAAAAAUCUCCCGGGAGGAGCUGCUGGGGCAGGAGGCCCUCGGGGGCGACUCGCGAGCCCCCGCGGAGCCCUCGCACCGGGGAUCGCCCGACCUCACCAGAGCCAUCACAGAGUCGCACAGCAUGACCUUCAACCCCGUCAGCAAGGUGGUCUACAACGGCAUCCUGGAGAAGUCCUACAGCCUGGGCCAGCUGCCCUCUGCCCCGCCCGUCGCGGAGGGCCGCCACCCCUCCCUCACUGGGCUGGAGCUGGAGGCAAAGCUGCUCAGGGAACACAAGAUCCAGGGCACGUCGUCCCAGGAGUCCUGCGAGAACGGAGACAAGGCCAAGCGGUCAUCGUCCAAGAUAAAAAGCUUGUUCAAGAAGAAAAAGUAAAAGCCGGCGGGGACGUCGUUUAGCCUUAAAACCGGACUGUCAACAAAAGCCAAAAUAUGUGAUUUUAUUUUUUUUCUCCUUUCCAUCGACGGAAUGUAGCUCUGUCUGGGUGUCCCAGAUUGGAAGCCUUUUUUUUUUCUUUGAUGCCGUUUUGUUCACUCGUAGCCUCACAGUUAACAGCCGUCAAAGGGUCAAGGGUCAUGCCAGCCAUUGCCAAGACAACCAAGGAGUGUAUGGUCUGUUUACUGUCAAUUUUUUUCUUCUUUAGUUAGAACCAAA
Megalops cyprinoides (Indo-Pacific tarpon) is the source of this 2750-nucleotide messenger RNA. RefSeq names its product stromal interaction molecule 2b (gene stim2b). The transcript has 12 exons. The record is from RefSeq and is a predicted model, not a curated record. Gene Ontology annotation, molecular function: protein binding; calcium channel regulator activity; calcium ion binding. Gene Ontology annotation, cellular component: endoplasmic reticulum; plasma membrane. The coding region runs from base 360 to 2471 and encodes 703 amino acids. Lineage: Eukaryota; Metazoa; Chordata; Actinopteri; Elopiformes; Megalopidae. Gene Ontology annotation, biological process: activation of store-operated calcium channel activity; intracellular calcium ion homeostasis; store-operated calcium entry.